AGCAAGGGGUGAGGAGAGAUGGGGGGAGGUGAGAGUGCAUGUGCAUGUGCAUGUGCAUGUGCAUGUGCAUGUGCAUGUGCAUGUGCAAGUGCAUGUGCAUGUGCAUGUGCAUGUGCAAGUGCAAGUGCAUGUGCAUGUGCAUGUGCAAGUGCAAGUGCAUGUGCAUGUGCAAGUGCAAGUGCAUGUGCAUGUGCAUGUGCAAGUGCAAGUGCAUGUGCAUGUGCAAGUGCAUGUGCAAGUGCAUGUGCAUGUGCAUGUGCAAGUGCAUGUGCAUGUGCAUGUGCAUGUGCAAGUGCAUGUGCAUGUGCAUGUGCAUGUGCAAGUGCAUGUGCAUGUGCAUGUGCAUGUGCAUGUGCAUGUGCAUGUGCAUGUGCAUGUGCAAGUGCAUGUGCAAGUGCAUGUGCAUGUGCAUGUGCAUGUGCAUGUGCAUGUGCAUGUGCAAGUGCAUGUGCAUGUGCAUGUGCAUGUGCAUGUGCAUGUGCAAGUGCAUGUGCAUGUGCAUGUGCAUGUGCAUGUGCAAGUGCAUGUGCAUGUGCAUGUGCAUGUGCAUGUGCAUGUGCAUGUGCAAGUGCAUGUGCAUGUGCAUGUGCAAGUGCAUGUGCAUGUGCAUGUGCAUGUGCAAGUGCAUGUGCAUGUGCAUGUGCAUGUGCAAGUGCAUGUGCAUGUGCAAGUGCAUGUGCAUGUGCAAGUGCAAGUGCAUGUGCAUGUGCAUGUGCAUGUGCAAGUGCAUGUGCAUGUGCAUGUGCAUGUGCAAGUGCAUGUGCAUGUGCAUGUGCAAGUGCAUGUGCAUGUGCAUGUGCAUGUGCAUGUGCAUGUGCAUGUGCAUGUGCAUGUGCAUGUGCAAGUGCAUGUGCAUGUGCAUGUGCAUGUGCAUGUGCAUGUGCAUGUGCAUGUGCAUGUGCAUGUGCAAGUGCAUGUGCAAGUGCAUGUGCAUGUGCAUGUGCAUGUGCAUGUGCAAGUGCAUGUGCAUGUGCAAGUGCAUGUGCAUGUGCAUGUGCAUGUGCAAGUGCAUGUGCAUGUGCAUGUGCAUGUGCAUGUGCAUGUGCAAGUGCAAGUGCAUGUGCAUGUGCAAGUGCAUGUGCAAGUGCAUGUGCAUGUGCAUGUGCAAGUGCAUGUGCAUGUGCAUGUGCAUGUGCAAGUGCAUGUGCAUGUGCAUGUGCAUGUGCAAGUGCAUGUGCAUGUGCAUGUGCAUGUGCAUGUGCAUGUGCAUGUGCAUGUGCAUGUGCAAGUGCAUGUGCAAGUGCAUGUGCAUGUGCAUGUGCAUGUGCAUGUGCAUGUGCAUGUGCAAGUGCAUGUGCAUGUGCAUGUGCAUGUGCAUGUGCAAGUGCAUGUGCAUGUGCAUGUGCAUGUGCAUGUGCAUGUGCAAGUGCAUGUGCAUGUGCAUGUGCAUGUGCAUGUGCAUGUGCAUGUGCAAGUGCAUGUGCAUGUGCAUGUGCAUGUGCAAGUGCAUGUGCAUGUGCAUGUGCAUGUGCAAGUGCAUGUGCAUGUGCAUGUGCAUGUGCAAGUGCAUGUGCAUGUGCAAGUGCAUGUGCAUGUGCAUGUGCAUGUGCAUGUGCAUGUGCAUGUGCAUGUGCAUGUGCAAGUGCAUGUGCAUGUGCAUGUGCAUGUGCAUGUGCAUGUGCAUGUGCAUGUGCAAGUGCAUGUGCAAGUGCAUGUGCAUGUGCAUGUGCAUGUGCAUGUGCAAGUGCAUGUGCAUGUGCAAGUGCAUGUGCAUGUGCAUGUGCAUGUGCAUGUGCAUGUGCAUGUGCAUGUGCAUGUGCAUGUGCAAGUGCAUGUGCAUGUGCAUGUGCAUGUGCAUGUGCAUGUGCAUGUGCAUGUGCAAGUGCAUGUGCAAGUGCAUGUGCAUGUGCAUGUGCAUGUGCAUGUGCAUGUGCAAGUGCAUGUGCAUGUGCAUGUGCAUGUGCAUGUGCAAGUGCAUGUGCAUGUGCAUGUGCAUGUGCAUGUGCAAGUGCAUGUGCAUGUGCAUGUGCAUGUGCAUGUGCAUGUGCAUGUGCAUGUGCAUGUGCAUGUGCAUGUGCAUGUGCAUGUGAGAGGAUUACACGCUCAUGCCAAGUGA
Messenger RNA from Closterium sp. Yama58-4, 2056 nucleotides. NCBI's taxonomy places the organism in Eukaryota, Viridiplantae, Streptophyta, Zygnematophyceae, Desmidiales, Closteriaceae. The record is from the annotation of a GenBank genome assembly.